UACAAAUUUUUCCGUGUCAAUAUUAUUUUUUUCCAAUUGUCCGCACGAAAAUUUGGAAACAAAUUUGUCUGCACGUACAAUAAGAACUAAAACCAUCACGAUGGACGUGGCGCGGACAUAUUCGAUACAUACGCUCUGUCGCAUCUGCCUAAAUCACUUGCAAAAUGAUGCUGCCUACGAUUUGUAUAUGGUGCCAGGUCUGGCGAAAAAACUUUGCCUCUGUACGUCACUAUCUGUGGAGCAGAACGAUGGCUUUCCUAAGAAUCUGUGCACUAGUUGCUAUACGCGGCUUAAUGAUAUGCAUGACUUUCAAAAGCUUUGCGUGGAUUCUGUGCUAAAGUUUCAGGACAUGGUGGCCAGCAACAUAUUUACUUGCCCCACAAACUUUGAUGUGCUAGAUCCCAUUGCGGCAACCGCUGAUAUGCCCAAUGAAGAUGAGGAUCAUAUUAACUUUGAUCCGUUGCUGAAUCAUAAAAUGGAAUUAAUUGAAAACGAAGAGGAUGUGUUUAAAAUGCUUGAGGAUGUGGACAAAGAAGCGGAAGAAGUCGAAAAGGAGGUAAAGCAGGACUGUGAAAUUAUUGAAGCCAGUAUUUCGAAAAUGUUCAAUGACAACGAUUCAUCCGACGAGAGCAGCAACGACAAUGAGCGCGAUAUGGAUUUUGAGCCCAAUAGCAGUGACGAUGAUAUGCCUCUGGCCCAACGCAUGCGUAGCAAGACCAAGAGCACCAAAACAGUCGCAAAGCCGAAGCCCAAGAAAAAAAUAGAGGAGUAUGAUGACGAUGACUUUACCACAGAUACAUCUUCAUCUGACUAUGACGAUGAUGAUCCGAACCGCCCAGACAAGCCGAAACGCAAGCGUAUACCCGCUGCGGAACGUCAUCUACAUCGCAUCAUUGACUGCCACAUCUGUCAUCAGAAGUUCAAGAAAGCCAUACGCUACGAGGAGCACAUGAAAUACCACAACGAUCUGUUGCCCUUCCAGUGCAAGGUGGAGUCAUGCAGGAAGGGCUUCACUACGGCCAAUGGUCUACGCAUACAUGUCGAUCAUGCACACACCGAACUCUCCGAGGUGCACCCCUGUAGUUUCGAAGGCUGCGGCAAGACAUUCCCGCGCAUACGUUUGCUCACCUUUCACAUGAAGAAGGCGCAUAACAUUUCCAAGUCUGCCGCUCCUUUGCGCGACUUCCCCUGCACCGAAUGCGAUACCGUAUUCCGUUGUCCGACGGCACUUAAGAAGCAUAUGUAUAAGCACACCGGCGAGGAGCUGCCCUAUCCUUGCAACAUCUGCGGCAAACGCUUUGUGAUCAACAGCGCUCUACGGGAUCACUUGAUGCGACAUGCUGGCAUUAAGAAUCAUGUAUGUCCCUACUGCGGCGUUGGCAAAACAACGCGCCAGGAGUGGAAUGCCCAUAUCUUGACACACACCAAGGAGAAGAAGUUUAAGUGCCGCCAGUGCGAUCAUGCCUCUCACAACAAGCAGGCACUCUCCAACCACGUCAAGGUGGUGCAUAUGAAGAUCAAGAACUUUGCUUGCCAGUAUUGCGGCAAGACCUUUGGCAAGUCGCAUGCCUGCAAGGUGCAUGAGCGAACCCAUACGGGUGAGAAGUGCUGCGAGUGCAAGAUCUGUGGACGCAUUUUCCUCUGCGAGAAGAGUCUAACCAAGCAUUUGAAGACGCAUGAAAAACGCGACUUGCCGCCUGUGGAUCAUCGGCCAAUCAACAUUCCGGGAGUACCAGGAUUUGUGCCCAAUGCUGCCCAUAUGCAGGCCGAUGGACAAAUGCACCCCAACGCUGCAGACGAAUUGAUGAAGGCAUGUGACGGCGGGCCCGCUACAUCCUCAGCAACUGCAGCAGCAGCAACAGUUGCUGCCAAGCCGAAAAAUUCACGUCGUGUGCAACGUGUGGAUAUAUCGCAGCUGGCAGGCACUGCUGUAAAUCCCAUACCAUCGGUAUCGGUGCCAUCAUGGUCACCGCAGGUUAACUUUACCAAGAAAGAAGGUCAACACAUUUGUCCUGGUUGCGGCCGUGGCUUCAACAACAUUGGCAACAUGAAGCUCCACUACAAGAUAAUACACGAGAAGGUUAAGGAUUUCGCCUGUCGCUUCUGUCCCAAGCGCUUCUCCAAGGCUCAGAUAUUGCGCCAUCACGAGUGGAUACACACUGGGGAGAAGCCAUUCGAGUGCAAGAUUUGUGGAAAGCAUUUCCGCCAAGAGACGGCGCUUAAGAAACACAUUAAGACACACGACAAGCCCUCAAGGCGCAACUAUACCGUAGAGAAGGUUAUUGAGCCGCCGUUUCAAAAAACCGAACCGCGAGAGAUCGAUAUACGGGAGCACAGGAACUAUGAACAAUAUCAGGAUCCGGCUGCCGAGCGUGCUGCUGCCACUGCCGAGCUGCUGGCUCAUCAGAUUGAGGAGAACGAGUCCAAACGCAAGGCCGAAGCUGAGCGACGCAAGAUCCAGGAAGCCGCCUGCGAGCAGCUGAACAAAUUACAAAAGCAGCAGGAGAUUGAGAAGGCACAGUCAUCUUAUGAUGGCUACUAUGCACAAAAGGCUCAAGCUGAAGGCCUUAGCGUCGAUGCUCUCAAGAUUGAUCACGUUUUUUUACAGUUCGCCUCAUUUUUUAAGAACUAAAAGCCCUCGAAUUGCGGUCUAUGCAAUGAAUUUUAUCACAAUAUUAUUUUGGAUCAUAUUCAUUUAUUAAUUUAACAUACAUUUAUUUCUGUUGUCUAUGUACUGCAU
This is a messenger RNA of Drosophila busckii, 2740 nucleotides long. RefSeq names its product zinc finger protein 184 (gene D19A). Bases 101 to 2632 code for a protein of 843 amino acids. Gene Ontology annotation, molecular function: RNA polymerase II transcription regulatory region sequence-specific DNA binding; zinc ion binding; DNA-binding transcription factor activity, RNA polymerase II-specific. The transcript has 2 exons. Gene Ontology annotation, cellular component: nucleus. NCBI's taxonomy places the organism in Eukaryota, Metazoa, Arthropoda, Insecta, Diptera, Drosophilidae. The record is from RefSeq and is a predicted model, not a curated record. Gene Ontology annotation, biological process: regulation of transcription by RNA polymerase II.